AUGUUUAAGGGUGUUGUGAAUGGUGAAGAACGAAAUUAUGGUUGGGUGAGGCCAACGCCCCGAUAUUUGUCAAGUGAGUUUGAACGUCGGUAUCGUGUAAGAGAUUCCCAAGGUUUCGUGAGAAAGUACUCCUAUCGUGCACGUCUUGAGAGGUUCAUGGAAUAUAUGAAGUGGUCCGUUCGCAGUGCAUGGAAUGAUUAUUUGGAAGGGGAUUGCCAACUUCAAGUUGUUCAAAUGGAUCGUCUUCGGAAGCAUAAGUAUUCUGCAGUGGACACAUCUUGGCUUGAUGAAUUCUGCAUGAAAUGUUUCUGGGAUUAUGUUGUUCAAUUUUACCCUAUGUGGCUUGCACCAAAUUUAAUAACUGUAAUUGGAUUUCUAAUAAAUCUGGCCACAGUUUCCGUGCUGGCUUCUUUUUCAUAUGAUGCAAAAAUGCCUGCGUCGUCUUGGGCUUAUUUCCAAGCAGCAAUUGGCUUGUUUCUAUAUCAGACAUUGGACGCUACUGAUGGAAGACAAGCCCGUCGUACUGGCUCCAGUUCGCCACUUGGUGAGCUCUUCGAUCAUGGUUGUGACGCGAUGUCGCAAGUACUUGUAACUCUAAAUAUUUGCUAUGCCAUGUUGAUUGGACAAGAACGUUACAUGAUGUUAAUGGUUGUUGUUUUAUCUGUUACGCUUUUCUAUUGUGCACACUGGAGUACAUAUUGUACAGGACGUUUGAAAUUUGCGAAAUUUGAUGUUACCGAAGCCCAAAUGGUGGUUAUAUUUGUUCUGUGCGUAACAUGCGUGUUGGGCACUGACUUUUGGACUGAGCGGUUCUUAUGCGUAAGUUUAAAAUACGUGGCUCUUUUUAUCGCUUUACUGGUGUGUUCAUCACAGAUUUGCAACUAUUUCGUCGAUGUCGUUACUGGCGGUGUAGGAAAAAAUGGAUCAACAGUUGCCGAUACCUCUGUUUUGUCACCAUUGAUACCAUUACUGCUGAUGACAACACCAUUUUGUAUGAUCUACAGCAAGUCUGUGACCACAGUUUAUGAUGAUCAUAUUUCAUUGUUCGCUUUAUCUUUUGGCGCAGUAUCAACGAAAGUUACAAUGCGAUUAAUUGUGGCUCACAUGACUAAAAGUAAAUUGACAAUUUGGGAUUGGAUUUAUCUAUCACCUUUGAUGAUGAUGCUUAAUCAGUAUUACGAUACGCCAUUAAAUGAAUUUUAUUUACUUCUUGGUGCAACAGUAAGUAUUUGCUUAGGAUUUUAUUUAAAUUAA
Molecule: messenger RNA, 1254 nt
Organism: Thelazia callipaeda (thelaziosis nematode)
Lineage: Eukaryota; Metazoa; Nematoda; Chromadorea; Rhabditida; Thelaziidae
Source: the annotation of a GenBank genome assembly